Messenger RNA from Hypanus sabinus (Atlantic stingray), 5070 nucleotides. Its product is annotated as zinc finger protein 850-like. The transcript is spliced from 3 exons. NCBI's taxonomy places the organism in Eukaryota, Metazoa, Chordata, Chondrichthyes, Myliobatiformes, Dasyatidae. Gene Ontology annotation, molecular function: DNA-binding transcription repressor activity, RNA polymerase II-specific. The record is from RefSeq and is a predicted model, not a curated record. Gene Ontology annotation, biological process: negative regulation of transcription by RNA polymerase II. The coding region runs from base 903 to 3560 and encodes 885 amino acids.
GGAGUCCCGCCAACAGGUCACGUGAGACUGUGCGCCGCAGAUCGGCCCCGCCCUCCGCUUUGUGACGCACGAUCACGUGGUGUGUUGCGAACAAGGUUUACAAGAAUAAUCUCAGCAAUGAUCGGCUUUAUGUAUGAGGAGCAUUUGAUGGUUGUGGACCUGUGCUCAAUGGAGUUCAGAGGGACAGUGGGGUUGGUGGAGGGAUGUAUGGUUAAGUAAACCUACCGAAUGCUGGAAAGCCUGGAUACAGUGGACAUGGAGAGGAUGUUUCCAUUAGACGGAGAGUCUGUGAUCUGACAGCAUAGGCUCAGAAUAAAGACGCUUCCCUUUAAAAUUGAGUUAGACCUGCGGUGAGAGAUUUAUUGGAAUAAAAAAACCCAACUGGAAGCAAACCACGACUGAAGAUGAGGGAACAUCAACAAGUGAACCAGCCCGAGGAUUGAGAGCAUCAACUGAAGAGAAUCCAUCUGACUCGGAGAUUCCAGUGAUUCAGUCAGGAGAAAGUUUGGUUAAAAACGAGAAGGAAUUUGUCUCCCAGAAGCUCAAACAUGGCACACCAGUUUUGCUGUCUCUGUCUAGAUAUUUAAGAGGUGAAGCAAGGGAUUCAAUCAACCUUCCUAUCUGAUCAGACUACGGGGCAGGAUUCACUCAGUCAUUUGACCAACUGGCACCUCCAUUAUUUUACACAGGGGAGAGCCCAUUCUUCUGCUCAGGCUGUGGGAAUGGAUUCAGUCAGUCAUCUCAACUGAAGGUACAUCAGUAAGUUCACAUUGGGCAAGGUCAUUCACCUGUUCUGUGUGUAAAAAAAAUAUUUAGUCUGUCAUCCCACCUGUGGACCCACCAGUCAGAAGCUGGUCAUCUGCUAAAUUUCUGGGGAAGGAUUCACUCGGUCAUCUGACCUAAUGGCUCACCAGUCAGUUCACACAAGGGAGAAGCCAUUCACCUGCUCAGACUGCGGUAAGGGAUUUACUCGGUCAUCUGACCUAAAGGUACAUCAGCGAGUUCACACUGGGGAGAAGCCAUUCACCUGCUCAGUCUGUGGGAAGGGAUUCACUCGGUCAUCCUACCUGCAGAAUCAUAAGCAAGUUCACACUGGGGAGAAGCCAUUCAUCUGCCUAGAAUGCGGGAAGAAAUUCACUUCGUCAUCCAGCCUGCGGAGUCAUCAGCGAGUUCACACUGGGGAGAAGCCAUUCAUCUGCUUAGAAUGUGGGAAGAAAUUCAUUUCGUCAUCCAGCCUGCUGAGUCAUCAGCGAGUUCACACUGGAGAGAAACCGUUCACCUGCUCAGAAUGUGGGAAGGGAUGCACUCAUUCAUCCAGCCUACAGAGACACCAGCAAUCUCACACUGGGGAGAAGCCAUUCACCUGCACAAUCUGUGGGAAGGAAUUCACUCAGUUAUCCAACCUGCAGAGUCAUCAGCGAGUUCACACUGGAGAGAAGCCAUUCACCUGCUCAGAAUGCGGGAAGGGAUUCACUUUCUCAUCGACACUUAAGGUACACCAGCGAGUUCACACCAGGGUGAAACCGUUCACCUGCUCAGACUGUGGGAAGAGAUUCACUUUCUCAUCUAACCUGAAGGUACAUCAGGUGGUUCACACUGGGGAGUGGCCGUUCACCUGUUCAGUCUGUGGGAAGGGAUUCAUUAACUCAACUGAACUGAUAGUUCAUCAGCGAGUUCACACUGGAGAGAGGCCAUUCACCUGCUCAGACUGUGGGAAGGGAUUCAUUAAGUCAGCUGAACUGAAGGUUCAUCAGCGAGUUCACACUGGGGAGAGGCCGUUUACCUGCUCAGACUGUGGGAAGGGAUUCACUUCCUCAUCUAACCUGAUGACACACCAGCGAGUUCACACCGGGGAGCGGCCGUUCACUUGCUCGAACUGUGGGAUGAGAUUCGCACGGUUAUUCACCCUACAGUGUCACCAGCGAGUUCACACUGGGGAGAAGCCAUUCACCUGCUCAGACUGUGGGAAGAGAUACACUCAGUCAUCUGACCUAAAGGCUCACCAGCGAUUUCACACCAAGGAGUGUCCAUUCACCUGCUCGGACUGUGGGAAGGGAUUCACUUUGGAAUCGACUCUAGUGAAACACCAGCGAGUUCACACUGGGAAGAAGCCGUUCACUUGCUCAGUCUGUGGGAAGGGAUUCGCUCAGUCAAGUAACCUGCGGAGUCAUCAGCAACUUCACACUGGGAAGAAGCCAUUCACUUGCUCAGAAUGUGGUAAGGGAUUCACUAUGUCAUCUCACCUACUGAUACACCAGCGAGUUCACACUGGGGAGAAACCGUUCACCUGCUCAGACUGUGGGAAGAGAUUCACUUUCUCAUCUAACCUGAAGGUACAUCAGGUGGUUCACACUGGGGAGUGGCCGUUCACCUGUUCAGUCUGUGGGAAGGGAUUCAUUAACUCAACUGAACUGAUAGUUCAUCAGCGAGUUCACACUGGAGAGAGGCCAUUCACCUGCUCAGACUGUGGGAAGGGAUUCAUUAAGUCAGCUGAACUGAAGGUUCAUCAGCGAGUUCACACUGGGGAGAGGCCGUUUACCUGCUCAGACUGUGGGAAGGGAUUCACUUCCUCAUCUAACCUGAUGACACACCAGCGAGUUCACACCGGGGAGCGGCCGUUCACUUGCUCGAACUGUGGGAUGAGAUUCGCACGGUUAUUCACCCUACAGUGUCACCAGCGAGUUCACACUGGGGAGAAGCCAUUCACCUGCUCAGACUGUGGGAAGAGAUUCACUCAGUCAUCUGACCUAAAGGCUCACCAGCGAUUUCACACCAAGGAGUGUCCAUUCACCUGCUCGGACUGUGGGAAGGGAUUCACUUUGGAAUCGACUCUAGUGAAACACCAGCGAGUUCACACUGGGAAGAAGCCGUUCACUUGCUCAGUCUGUGGGAAGGGAUUCGCUCAGUCAAGUAACCUGCGGAGUCAUCAGCAACUUCACACUGGGAAGAAGCCAUUCACUUGCUCAGAAUGUGGUAAGGGAUUCACUAUGUCAUCUCACCUACUGAUACACCAGCGAGUUCACACUGGGGAGAAGCCGUUCAUCUGCUCAGACUGUGGGAAGGGAUUCACUUGCUCAUCCCAACUGAAGGUACAUCAGCGAGUUCACACUGGGGAGAAGCCAUUCACCUGCUCAGAAUGUGGGAAGGGAUUCAGUCGGUCAUCCAGCCUACAGAGUCAUCAGCGAGUUCACACUGGGGAGAAGCCAUUCACCUGCUCAGAAUGUGGGAAGAGAUUCACUCGGUCAUCCCACCUACUGAAACAUCAGCGAGUUCACACUAGGGAGAAGCCGUUCACCUGCUCAGACUGUGGGCAGGGAUUCACACUGUCAUCCCACCUACUGAGACAUCAGCGAGUUCACACUGGGGAGAAGUCGUUCACCUGCUUAGACUGCGGGAAGGGUUUCACUCGGAUAUCCAACCUGCAGAGUCAUCAGCGAGUUCACACUGGGGUGAAGCCAUUCACCUGCUCAGAAUGCGGGAAGGCAUUCACUCGGUCAUCGCACCUACUGAGACAUCAGCGAGUUCACACUAGGGAGAAGCCAUUCAUCUGCUCAGAAUGAGGGAAGAGAUUCACUGAUUCAUCCACCCUACAGAGACACCAGAAAGUUCACACUGGGAAGAAGCCAUUCACCUGCUCAGUCUGUGGGAAGGGAUUCACUCAGUCCUCCACCCUACAGAAACACCAGUCAGUUCACACAUUCUGAGCUAUUCACCUGCUCAGAAUGUUGGAAAGGAUUCAUUCAGUCAUCCCAACUACUGGCACACCAGUCAGUUCUCAUUGUUAUUAAUCCCUUGCUUUUGCUUGCUGAGGACAUUCAUUUUAAGAGAGAGAGUGAUUAAGAAGGCAAAUCAGUCUGGCUUGCAGCUUGUUUACAUCACUCACAGCUUGUUUAGUUUUAACCGAGGAAUCAGACACUCAGAGUCAGACGGAGAUAAAGGAGGAAAAAUGGAAGUAUCGAAACCAGGGAACUAGUGGCCAAGAGUCACUGUUUAGAGCUUUCCUAUGCCCACAAGUGUGGGUUAAGUAUUGAUUCACCAUGCAUCGAAUGUGUGGUUGUCACCUUGUUUGAUCCAUAGGUGUGGAUCAGAUUUAAGGUAUCCUGUGAAGACUACUUUUGUGUUAACGCUUGGCGGGGUGUGGUGUGAUAAUACACUUGAAGAUGAUACCCCUUGUGACAAGUCACUUUCGGUGAUAAUUCGUAUGUGGAUUUGGAACGAUGAAGCAUAAAAUCUACAGCAACUGUUCUCUCAUUUUACUACAAUGGAACCUUUGGAAUUCGACGUAAUUGCCUUCUCUCGACAUUUACCCUGGAUUACAAAUAUCUCUCUCUCGUUACCUAUUCCGUGGAUGAACUGAACUUCCAUACUUUACCAUCUCAAGACUCUCAAGCCUUGUUUCCCCCAAGCUCAAUAGUUUGGGAGUUAUAUUUUGUUACGCCCCAACCUCUGAGGGGCCGAAGGGUACAACGUAGCCCCCUCCUUUUUGAGAAUCGCAAGAUCGCUAUGAAUUCAGGUCAGGAGACCCAGGAAAUGAGAGAAAGACACGCAGAAUCCACAUGGGGUUUUUAAUGUCCCAGCCCCUCAGCGAUACAAAGCCACGGGAAAUGGUCAUUGUCACUUGGAGAUGGAAUAGUGUAUUGAGUUCCGUACUAUUUAGUUGAAGCCCUCAGGGAAUGAGCCGAGGGGGCUGGCUGAGAGAUUGCAUCAUUCCAACCUGAUUGACAUCUGAGAACCUGUGAGUAACGAUAAAAGAGGGUCUGGGGAACAACCCCUUUAGACGCACCAGGGAAACGAUAGAAAUCCCGUCUGUCCAUCCUUGCCCGGAUGACGAGUUUUCCACUGAACGGCUUAGCUAAGGACCGACUACAAAAACAGAACUCUCGAAGGAUUGACAUCAUAAAAAGGAAAGCCGGCAAGUUUAAAACAUCUCUCUCUCUUGACUCCAACAAAAGGCUGCAGCCUGCACAAACUUGAGUGACUUUUAUAUUUCCAUCGGACAAUACAUUAUCUCCUAGACAACGAUAGAAUUUUUUCUUAUUGAUUAUUAUUAUACCCGCGCUUUUAGAAUUA